This is a messenger RNA of Cynoglossus semilaevis (tongue sole), 6305 nucleotides long. It is a transcript of the gene itga6a, whose product is annotated as integrin, alpha 6a. Gene Ontology annotation, cellular component: integrin complex; external side of plasma membrane. Gene Ontology annotation, biological process: integrin-mediated signaling pathway; leukocyte migration; cell-cell adhesion. The record is from RefSeq and is a predicted model, not a curated record. Gene Ontology annotation, molecular function: integrin binding. The transcript has 26 exons. Bases 1949 to 5329 code for a protein of 1126 amino acids. NCBI's taxonomy places the organism in Eukaryota, Metazoa, Chordata, Actinopteri, Pleuronectiformes, Cynoglossidae.
ACUGAAAACAGUAGUCACCACUGCUGUCACACAAUCCUCUCCAGCACCACUUCACAGCAGAGCCCGCCAUCAUGACUCACUUCUACUGCUGUAACUCCCUGACUUCAACAGCUCACAUCACACAAAUGCUAUUUUCCUGGCCCAACUCAUCCACAACACACACACUGUUGUCCACAGAGUACACAUGGAGCAUCUUACACUGACUCCAGCUGGAAGAACUAAGUGACAUCACUGCCCAGUCUUCUGAUGCAUCUGUCACCGAAGCCACGCCGACAGAGAUUCCAUUCACAUAUCUUACACUCAGGACCUCCUCCGGUCAUUUGCUGCAAUUACAAAUGUGCCUGACACCCUGCCGCACUCCCCACCAGCCACUGCCCUGCUGACACACAUGCCCACAGCAUCAGGGACGGACACACACACUAAGUACCUCAACAAUGCCUUCGCUGUGCUGCCCUGUGUUGUACGAUUGUGGCCCCGUCCGCCUCGCACUUCACACCAACAUCAAACAUGAGCCCAUACCACGGCUCACAAUGACACUGCUUCACAUUCCCUGCAGGUCUGGAUGAUGACACAUCCAGACUGGCUGCUACCACUGGAAACCACCUCAACACCAGCUUUUCUUCCCUAGCUCAAGAACAGUGGGAGUUUUGGCACAGCAUCUUCAAACGACACAACAGUCUGCCAACACUGCUCUACACAGUUCCUUUCACACCUUAACAUUCUGCCACCAUUUCCACUACAUUUGCCUCAAUACAGCCCUUUUUUAUUUAUUGACUGACCAAUUGCACAGCCUACACACACUGAUCCCAUCCAGUACUUUAUUUCUUUGGUUUGUCUUUAGUUCGGCUCACACCUCGACCACUCACAGAACACAUGCAUUUCAUCUCCUUCACUCAAAAUCACACAGGUCUCUCUGUACUUGUCCAGCUGACCGACACCUGAUUCAUUGUUCACCUGCUGCCUUCCUCCCCCCUUACAUAUCUCGCUGUCUUCUACAGUUGGUUUUUUCAUCCAUUUGCACUCUCACAUACUAAGCGUUCAGUCUACAACUGCAGUACGUCAAAUAACAAACUCCCCGACAUUACAAUUACAGUGUCACAUUAUAAUGUGCCAGAAACACUUGUGGUUUUCAACUGAAUAAAGUCAUACCUUUAGGCCACAUGCUUCUACUUCAUAUUUCGCAUCAGCAUCACUUCAUCAUGUAAGUGUUGGGACAUUGACCACCUUUUUGCUACGACAAAACACACAGACUUUGCCCUAAUUCCUAGUUUCAAUGCACAGUUCCAGCAUUAUUUCAGCUUCGCUUUUCCUACUUCACACAUUCAACUUUUCUCCCCAGAGUAACACUUCAUCACAAACAUUUAUGACUUUCUCUCUCUAACACGUAACACAUUUUGUCUUGACAUACCACGCCUUCAUUCCAACACAUUUCAGACUCUACUCACUCCACUGCUGCUACACAUUUCCCCUCUCACAUAAACAUGCCUUCAACUUCAAAUUACAACUUUAAGUCUUGUACCACUUACACCUAAUCUAUUUUUAUUUUAUUUAUACUUUCCCAAUUUCACUCACAUGAACCCACAACUCUUUUCUCUUUCUCCUGCUGCCUUCUCACUGCCCCAUCACAUAUACUUCGUCAUCAACAUUCCAGCUUACCAACGUCUUCGGCAGCAACUUUCUCUUACCUCAAAUCCACCUUCCUCUCACUCUGUGGGUGAAUUUCUCCUUUUGAACAGAGGGGUCGCUUUGGAGCAGCCGCAUCCUCAUCGGCGGCAGCACAGACAACACACGGCGGAAGCUCUCCGCUCUCUCACUCUCUCUCACUCACUCUCUGUCCCACUCUCUCUCACUUUACUCAGUGAACGGUGCGGGACAGUGCAGACCGGCAGGGUCAGCAGAACCUUCAUCAACUGCGGACUCCUGGAGGACACGUCUGGACCACUACAUCAUGAUGCUACUGCCGUCGCUGCCGGGAGGACACUUUUCUGUCCAUGCACAUGUCUGCGCUGCUCUCCUGCUCCUCUCUUGUCUCCUGCAGCCUUCUGCGGUUCUCGCCUUUAACUUGGACACCGGUCAUGUGCUCAAAAAGAGCGGAGAACCGGGCUCUCUCUUCGGCUUCUCUCUGGCCCUGCACCGGCAGCUCCACCCGGACCACAGAAUGCUUCUUAUUGGGGCCCCUAGAGCCAGGGCCCUGGGACAACAGACAGCCAACAUCACUGGAGGACUGUACAAAUGUGACAUCACUUCGUCCAAUGAGUGCGAGCGCAUUAACUUUGAUGUAGAAGAGGAUGUACGUUAUGAGAACAAGGAGGAUCAGUGGAUGGGAGUGACAGUUCAGAGUCAGGGACCUGGAGGAAAGAUCGUGACCUGUGCCCAUCGCUACCAGAGGCGUCUGUUUGUCAACACCCCCCAGGAGUCUCGCGACAUCACCGGCCGCUGCUACGUCCUGAGUCAGGACCUGACCAUUGACCUGUCCUCUGACGAGGACGGGGGCAACUGGAACUUCUGUGAGGGCCGGGCCCGAGGUCAUGAGAUGUUUGGAUCGUGUCAGCAGGGUCUGGCUGCUACCUUCACCAAAGACUACCACUACGUGGUGUUUGGAGCUCCAGGAGCUUACAACUGGAAAGGCGUCGUGAGGGUGGAGCAGAAGAACAACACUCUACUGGACUUGGGAGUGUACGACGACGGCCCUUACGAAGUUGGAGAUGAGAACCUGCUUAACCCUGAGCUGGUCCCUGUACCUGCCAACAGUUACCUGGGCUUCUCCCUCGACUCAGGACACAGCAUCACCAGAGCUCGAGGCCUGACCGUAGUAGCUGGAGCUCCCAGAGCCAAUCACAGUGGAGCUGUGGUCCUGCUGAGAAAAGAGAGCGAGGCCUCCACCCGACUGUCUGUGGAACACACGCUGCAGGGACAAGGCCUGGGCUCGUCUUUUGGAUAUGACGUGGCCGUAGUUGACUUGAAUGCUGACGGAUGGCAAGAUGUAGUGGUGGGCGCCCCUCAGUUCUACAUGAAGGACAGUGACGUCGGCGGCGCCGUCUACGUCUACAUCAACCAGGCAGGACGUUGGGAGGACGUCACUCCUGUGCGUCUGGACGGAGCCAGAGACUCCAUGUUUGGACUGGCAGUGGAGAACAUUGGAGACGUCAAUCAAGACGCAUACAAAGACAUUGCUGUGGGGGCUCCAUAUGAAGACGGUGGUGCAGGAAAAGUCUACAUUUACCACGGCUCGGCACAAGGAAUCAAAACUACCCCUGCUCAGAUCUUAUCAGGACAAGACCACAAGCUGCAAUUAUUUGGUUACUCCCUGGCAGGAAACAUGGACCUGGACCUGAACUCCUACCCUGACCUAGCUGUGGGUUCACUCUCCGACACAGCACUCAUUUACAGAGCGCGGCCGGUCAUUAGCAUCAGGAGAGAUGUCAAAAUAUCUCCACAGGAAAUUGACCUCACCAUUAAAAACUGUGGAAACAGUAUUUGUGUCACCGUGGACGCCUGCUUCGACUACACAGCAAACACUAAAUCUUACAGUUCCAGACUGACGAUCAGCUAUUCCAUCGAGGCUGAUGGGGAUCGCAGGAAGCAGGGGCUGCCCCCUAGAGUUAUGUUCAUGAACAAAUCCACCAGUGACACAGAUUACCUGUUCACCGGGACCAUGGAGCUCCGCGGACAAAAGCAGGAAACGUGCAUCAAGAUAGAAGCCAAACUUAAGGAAAACAUCAAGGACAAAAUGCACAGCAUUCCUGUGGAGGUGUCUGCACACAUUGUGAGCACAAAACGUCAAAAGACGAAGAACGGCCUCCCUCAGCUGACACCCAUACUGGACUCUUCACAGCCCGACAAAGACGUGGUUGAGGUCAACUUUGUGAAAGAAGGCUGUGGCAGUGACCACAUAUGUCGCAGUAACCUGAAGAUGCAGUACAAGUUGCACUACAAACAGAACACCAGGCACUCGCCACUGCCCAUUAAAAACAACCUCCCGGUGUUUCACCUCAACUACGAGAGGAAGGACUUGGCGCUGAGAGUGACCGUCAGCAACGCGAACGGAGACGAUGCUUACGAAGCAAAGCUGCUGGCCACGUUCCCAGACACUGUGUCCUACUCAGGAGUGCGCUCUCAUCAGACAGUGCCAAUCAUCUGCGUUGCCAAUCAGAACGGAUCCCAAGCAGACUGCGAGCUGGGAAAUCCUUUCAAGAGGGAUUCAGAGGUACUGUCUCUUACCCGAGCUACAUGUACCACAAACAUGCUCUCACUCCAAGGUGUUCAGCUGUUCAUUUUUCCCCCCUCCCCUAUUCUCUACAAGUCCACGUUUUACAUCAUCCUCAGCACUGUGGCCAUGAGUCUGGACACCACGGAGCUUGAAUUCGACCUGCAGCUCCAAACGACCAGCGUGCAAACCAUAGACCAGGUCAGAGUAAAGGCUCGUGUGACGAUUGAACUGCCGCUGACACUCAGUGGGGAGGCCAGUCCUAACCUGGUCUCUUUUGGUGGAGUUGUCAAAGGAGAAAGUGCCAUGACCACAGAAGAAGAGAUUGGAGGCUUAAUCAACUACGCCUUCAGAGUCAACAACUUGUGGAAAACUCUGAAGCCCUCCAUCAAACCCUCCCUGCACAUUCACUGGCCCAAAUUCAACAGAGACGGUAAAUGGCUGUUGUACCUGGUGAAGGUCACAGCUGCAGGAGAGGAGAACGUCCGCUGUUCUCCACAGUCUGAGAUCAGCUCUCUCAAACACAUCAAGGAGUCCACUGUGCCACGGACAAAACGGGAAAUUGAAAGAAAAGGGAAGAAAGUCGUUGGAAAACUGUCUUCUCCGUCAGACAAGGACAGGAUUCUGUCGUGUGAGAAUGGGAUGAAAUGUGUGGUGCUUAAGUGCCCUCUAAAGGGUCUAGAUGGUACUACAGUUGAGCUGCGGUCGCGUCUGUGGAACUCCACCUUCAUUGAGGACUACACCUCAGUGCCAACAUUACACAUUGUUGUGAAGGCAACACUCGUACUUCACGGACAGGCUGAGAACAUGAUCCUGACAACUCCUGACACCAAGGUCACAGUGGCAGUGUCUCCUGAAAGCACCGUAGCACAUUACGGUGGCGUCCCCUGGUGGAUCAUUCUGGUAGCUGUUCUGGCUGGAAUCCUGAUCCUGGCUCUGUUGGUAUUUCUGCUCUGGAAGUGUGGAUUCUUCAAACGCUCCAAACAGGACAGCAGCGUUCCUCAUUACCACGCUGCACAGAUAAAGAAAGACAAUCCAGAGUACAAAGACGGAAAGGUGGCGAUGGAAGCUCUGGAAAAGAAGCAGUGGAUGAAGUGGAUCGACAACGAAAGCUACUCCUGAGACAAAAUGUUUUAAAGUACAGCAACUGAUGAUAUAAACGAGGCACAAAAACACUGAACUGUGUCAGAAAUGACAAUCAAUGUCACUGAAGAAGCUGCUUUUAGCUUUGUACUGUCUUUACACUGUAAAAAUACAGGAGAGGAAGAAUAGAUUUUUUAACAGUCAGAAUCCUGGUUUUAAAGUGACAUUUAUAUAUAAAAUAAUAUUUUGAGUUAAAUAAUUUCCUUAAAUUUUUAAUUAGAAAUAUAACAAUUAAAAAUGAAGACAGCUGACUUUAAGCUGAGACCAAAAAUAAGAAAAAUAAUGUUAUGGAAAAAAGACUAAAGAUAAAACACUGACAUUCUUCCCCUCCUGUAUUAUUUGUAAUUUUUAAAAUGUGUUAAUAUUUUACUACCUACACACACACACUGUAUAUUUAUUUUUGAUAAUAAAAAAAUAUAAUGCAGCCAAAGACUUUUCUUUUACCUUGGUAUUUACAAAGGGGGAAUAUUUACUACUGCAUUUGUGAAUGUACUGUUGAUGUAAACUGUGAUGCCGAUUGUCUCCUGUCAGAUGAAUUCCAAAAUAAAGUAACCAAAAUGUCUAUGAAAAGACAUUUUCUGUAGGUACAAAACCAAAGUCUCACAACUGUGGCAUUCAGGGAACGUCCACUGUGUUCAGUUUAUCACUGAGUCGUGAAGUUUCUUUUUUUUAUUACAUGUUGUUCUAAAGGGAAGUCUGGUUUUAUAGAAAUGUUUUUAAGUCGUACUUUUUGGUUGAACUGUCAUACAAUAAAAUACUAUGAAUCUGUCUGUCGCUCUGUCUGUUCCUGCAAAAUCUAGGGAGGUUAGUGGGAAUGAUUUAUCUCGACUCAUCAUGAUUCAUCACGUUCAAAUGUGAUCGCAAUUAAUCAGGAUCAUUCCACAGCUCUGUGAUUAGUCAGAUUAAAAAUUGGUUGAUAUUUCUUUUUUCAAUAAAGGGUCUCUGGUUUCAAAAU